AAUCCUACGAGGAAAGCUGUGCCAAACUUCAGUUCGAGUUAAAGUUUGGAUACCCUGAUCAUUUAACAGGUGUAAACACUGAAAGUAAAUACAAAUCUAAAUGUUACAUCUUAACCCUGUUCACGUAUAUUCCCAUCGCGGAUUCUUAAAAGGGGAUUAUUUUCUCUAUUUGGUCUCGCAUUUUUAUUUUUUCUAAAGAAAUGGAAGCGAGCUCGGGAUCGCCUGUCUCCCCAGUGGACAGCUCAGUUACCAGCGAAGAGGAGGACAGACAACCGAGAAGAUUCGGAAGGAAGAGGAAGCGCAGCAAGAAUCUAAACGGUGACUGCAGUCCCUGUUCAGUUAAACGAAGCAAAAAAUCGAGUCCCAGCAGCGCGCAGUCAUACGAGGAGCUCCAAAAUCAACGGGUCUUAGCGAAUGUAAGGGAGAGACAGAGGACCCAGUCUCUCAACGAAGCCUUUGCUUCCUUACGGAAAAUCAUCCCCACGCUGCCGUCGGACAAACUGAGUAAGAUACAGACACUGAAACUUGCGUCCAGAUACAUAGAUUUUCUCUGUCAGGUCCUACAAAGCGACGAGAUGGAUAACAAGAUGUCAAGCUGCAGUUACGUCGCUCAUGAAAGACUCAGUUACGCUUUCUCAGUCUGGCGGAUGGAGGGCGCGUGGUCCAUGUCCGCGUCCCACUAGCUCCAGUAGCCUACGAUCCGUAAUGCCAGGGCCUGUUGACUUCAACGGUUAACGAAGCCAAAGGACUUGAAGAAUCCGGCCGGACGGACUCCAGUGGAGCAUGAAGGACGUCAAAGUGAAUCAAAAUGCUUAAAAAAACAAUUAAAGAGCACAAUCACAAUCAUAUUACACCUCUUAGUAAAGUAAACGCUGUUCUUUCAAUGUCAGAAUGACGAGCCGGGAUUUUCGCAGAGUGUAUACCUUUAUGUCAUUAUAUUCAAAACAGAAAUGUAUGUAUAAUGUAUGUAUAAAAGGAAUUAUUGUGAAUAUUUGAAUACGAAGCCCUAUAAUAUACAUUCUAAUGGAGCAAUACAAGUGGAGUAACUUCUUGAAGUACAAUGCAUGUUUGUUUCCUCAUACAAUGGAUCUUUUUUCCCCGUUGAUUUCGUUGACCUACUUACCUAUGUCGUCCAAUGUGCAUUUCUAUUAUUUAUGAAUAAUUUUUAAACAAUUCAAUUACUUUAUACGGCAUUGCCAUAUAACUCCUUCGCAAUUAUAAAAAGUACUCAUUUUUAUAAGCUGAGAAUUUAGUUUUGAUAGGUAUAAAACUUGCAGACUGGAUAGUUAAUUUAUUUCUUCACAGGCAAUUGGCGUUCUCUUUAUUGGCCGAUAAUGGGUUCUGAGGUUUUGUAACUUUAAACAUUUUUUUUUAAAUAUAUUUUUUGUUCAAAUAUAAAAUGCCUUCCUUGAGACAGGAUUUUUACCUUCAAGCGCUUUAUGAAUCCUUUGCUCUUUUAUUUGAUCCGGAGCAAAAACUAUAAGCCGAAGCUUUUCUCAUCUCAUCGAUCCCUUCUUCAGAGUGUGAGAAAUUUAUAUAUAUAUUUUAUUUUAUUUUAUUUUUUGCUGUUGUGAUAAACAUCUAUAAAAACUUCGAGACGUUCAUUAGGGGAAUAAACUGAAGCCAGUUUCAAACCAGAUCGUAUAAAAGCCCUAUCCGAUGUAAUAAGAAGUAAUGAUUUAUAAAUAGUCAUACCACUGGGGAUUUUUUUAGCGAGCAAAGAACUCCACAAGACCACAGAUAUACGAAGUAUUUGCUCAACCUUUAAAUACCGGACCCCUACCAAACCGUUUUUCCUUUUAUUUGAAACUCGUAGCCUACUGGUUAGGGAUAAUUUUCCCAUAAUUGGAAGAGAUAACCUAUAUAUCUAGCAACAGCGCGAUUUCUUCUGUGGAGGCAUCAUUGUCUUAUGAUAGUGAACAAUUUCUGUGUAUUUAUGUAAUUUUAAAGUUUAUAGGAAUAUUCUGUUGCUUGUUUAAAUUAUUAGACUGAAUUUUGUAAAGCAUAUAAAAGCAUUAAAGUCUUUCAAAAUAGUUUGAAGUAAUGUUACCAAAUUUUAUUCAUGGUUUUUAACCAUAAGUAAGGAUUCUUGUAAUUGAACAAAUUCAUCACGAGUAUAUUAUUUUGCAAUUAUAAAUCUGACGAUUAAUGAUGUGUUUUGAUCGUGUUCUACUGUAUGAGAGAUGACCCCAGAUGGGAAUGAUGAUAUUUAGAGGAAUCACCAUAUAUAUUGAGACAGAAAAGUUGGUUUAAAUGUUUAGUAUAGCAACUAAGCUGAAGUGACUCUGGAGUAAAGAGCAUUGUAACAGUGUUAUUCCAACGGAAAAGUGAAUCCCAGGUAAAGCGCAGUGUUGGAAUCUUUCUCUUGGUUCCUUACUGAAUUAAAUUAAAAACGAGGGAAUUAAGUUUUAUU
Messenger RNA from Anguilla rostrata (American eel), 2413 nucleotides. RefSeq names its product twist-related protein 2-like. Gene Ontology annotation, molecular function: DNA-binding transcription factor activity, RNA polymerase II-specific; protein dimerization activity; RNA polymerase II transcription regulatory region sequence-specific DNA binding. Gene Ontology annotation, biological process: regulation of transcription by RNA polymerase II; developmental process. The coding region runs from base 201 to 683 and encodes 160 amino acids. The record is from RefSeq and is a predicted model, not a curated record. The transcript has 3 exons. Lineage: Eukaryota; Metazoa; Chordata; Actinopteri; Anguilliformes; Anguillidae.